AUGGCUUACAACAAUGACUUGUUCAAUGGCGGCAACGGCUCCCCGGUGGUCCCUGGUCCGAUGUUUUCAGCAGGGCCACAAAUUCCUGAAGGACCUCAGUUCUCGAGGGCAGCCCAAGUGCUCCCGGGCACUCACCCCCACUUCCUGCCCCGCCCACCCGUUUUCAGUGUUGCCGCACAACAACACGUUACUCCGUCUUCGACUUUGGCCGCUGGCUCGGCACUACCACCACUUUUGCCUUACAAUCUCGGGCCACGGCAACCGCCGUUCUCUGGUUACGCGCACCUGAGCCAGCCAGGGAGUUUGGCUUGCGCCACUCCGCCGCUGCCGAGCAGCGAUUUCCUUCGCUUGCAAAAGCGAUAUAGGGGGCUGGUUUCGGCCUUCAGAGACUCAGACACACGUCUAGAGUCCUCGUCUAUCCCCACGGCUGCUGGAUCAGCCCAAUCGGCAUUGACACCGAUGUAUAAUAGCGACACUUCCGUACGCCGAUUCCACGGCGCUGGCCAACCACUCCAAACUCCGGGGACACAGUGGAACGCUAGUGCGUCACGGCAGGCCUCUGCGGUCUCUUACUCGAGCGGUAGAAUGGUCGACCACGGUACUGUGGUACAGGGGAGCUCAAAGAACCCUGCGUGGCUGCCCCAAGAAGACGGGGAUUGCAGUGCGCCUGCCUCCAAGCGGAAGAGGAGCACCAACGCCCCAGUGGUCGUCGAAGACGGACAAGGCGACAUUUUCCGUCACUUUGAGGACUCGAAACAGGAGGUGAAGAAGAGGGGGAAGAAUGUCCCCCAAGCUAUGAAAGAGCGGGGAAGCUUCCAGGGAACGGAAGUCCCGUGUACGUGGAACGCGGCGGACCCAAACCAGCCUAAAUGUCGCUUCGCCACAUCUAACCCUGGAGAUAUGUGGCCACACAUCCGCGAGGCGCAUCAGGACACGAUUCAGUAUCUGACGAGGGACGGCCAACCCUUGGACAUUCCUCCUGGUCAGAAGCCGUCAGAUCAGACCAACGUCCGCUGUCUUAUCGCUCACCCAACGAAGAGGGACAAAUCUGGGAGGCGCCUGGUCUGUAACUCCACGCCGCAGGUGAAGACUAUGGCUUUGAGGGUCAGGACGGGGCAUAUCGUUAAGCAGCAUAUGCUUCCGUGGAUGUCACACUCGGAUGCCCCCCAAAAGACGGACGGGCAACCGGGUACUGUCUCAGCGCCAACACCAGUAGCUGUUCCAACUACUGAGCCCUCGGCGCCGCUGCCUUCCGCCUCGACCCCUCCUCAGAAGGAACCGGAGCUGCCUGGUGAGACACAGCAGGAUCAACCAAACGUCGUCGCCUCCUUGUUGGACGAAAAUACUGCCGCGACAUCCAGUGAGCCUCCGGGAGGCGAAUCCCCACCUCUUGAACAUGCUGUGCCUCACGAGGCAACUUCCGUGUCUGAACACAAGCCCGAGACGAAUAAUGAUUCUCUGGCUUCCACUUCCCCAAACCAGGAGGCUCCUGUCGUCGAUGACGUGGAUCGAUCCGAGAGGUAUCAACAGGCCAAAGAAUUCUUGAUGACCUUUCUUCCGUAUCUUCUGUUGGAUUCCAAUGACAAUCCUCACCAGGAGGUCCCUGUCGCCGAUGACCUAUCAAGCAACGUGGAUCGAACCGAGAGGUAUCAACGUGCCGAAGCGCUCGCAAGGGCUGUUCUUCCGGCUCUGCUUCAAGAAGAUCUCUUUGAUUCCAAUGGCAAUCCUCCCGCUGGGAGUGCUUGUUCUGACGCUCCAGCCAGUUCCGAUUCAGAGGACUGUAAAGAGACGCGCGAUGAGAAUCCCAAUGAUGGACUUGGAUCUGUCUCCUCCUCCGAGUCGCCGAAUGCUGCAAGUGGUGAUGGUGAGGGCAAGUCUGGUGAGACUCAGAGUGACGGUGAGGUCGGUGAGAGCAGUGUUGAGAAGAAUGAUGGUGAGGGUAAAGAGCCUGAAAAGAGUUUGGCCACGCAGAUGACUUCGAAGAAGCGUAAGAGGGAUUAA
Molecule: messenger RNA, 2001 nt
Organism: Coprinopsis cinerea okayama7#130
Lineage: Eukaryota; Fungi; Basidiomycota; Agaricomycetes; Agaricales; Psathyrellaceae
Exons: 6
Coding region: 1-2001 (666 amino acids)
Source: RefSeq, a predicted model, not a curated record